Molecule: messenger RNA, 1610 nt
Organism: Rubroshorea leprosula
Lineage: Eukaryota; Viridiplantae; Streptophyta; Magnoliopsida; Malvales; Dipterocarpaceae
Source: the annotation of a GenBank genome assembly
AACUCAUUGUCAGUUCAAACUUCAAAGUUCCUUCCUUUCCUCCUCCCAAUCCAUAAUAUCAAAACCCAUUUGCUUCUUUCUUCCCCUGCCAUGGCGUCUUCUGCAACAUUCUCCAUUUCUUUAUCGCCGUCCUUUACUCUCUCUCGCAAAAACGUCAGGCCGUUUCUCUCCCGGUCAGGUUUUUGCGUCAGAGUGAGACCCAUUUCAAUCAAAGCGUCGUCUACUUCUCUUGAUCACUCUACCCUUUCCGUCGCCGGUACAGAACCUUCGAUACCCAUAAAGAGCAAUAACUGGCAAUGGAAAUUCAAGGACAAUUUGAUUAAUAUAUAUUAUGAGGAACAUGAGAGGGGGGGCAAUGGUGCUGCUAAGAAUAUUCUUAUGAUUCCAACAAUAUCUGAUGUGAGCACUGUGGAAGAAUGGAGAUCAGUGGCUAGAGAUAUUGUUGGAAGAGACGGUAAUGUUAAUUGGCGGGCUACCAUUGUUGAUUGGCCUGGUUUGGGAUACUCUGACAGGCCAAAGAUGGAUUAUGAUGCCGAUAUCAUGGAGAAAUUCGUGGUUGAUUUCAUUAAUGCACCCGAUGGUCCCGUGGGAUGCUCAGAAAAUGAAUUGGUGGUCUUUGGAGGAGGUCAUGCAGCUACUAUAGCAGUUCGUGCUGCAAAGAAGGGGUUGGUGAAGCCAAAAGCAAUUGCUGCUGUUGCGCCAACCUGGGCUGGUCCCCUUCCUAUUGUGUUUGGUCGAGAUUCAAACAUGGAGACAAGGUACGGGUUGCUCAGGGGCACCUUAAGGGCCCCAGCUGUUGGGUGGAUGAUGUAUAACAUGCUUGUAAGCAAUGAGAAGGCAAUACAAUCCCAGUACAAGUCUCAUGUGUAUGCAAAUCCUGACAAUGUGACUCCAGUAAUUGUUCAAAGCAGAUACGAUUUAACCAAAAGAAAAGGAGCUCGAUAUGUGCCUGCUGCUUUCUUGACUGGUCUCCUUGACCCAGUUAACUCCCGGGAGGAGUUCCUUGGACUGUUUGCUGACUUGGAGGGAAUGAUCCCAAUUCUGGUUGUGUCAACCGAGGGAUCUCCAAAGAGGUCAAAAGCUGAGAUGGAAGCUCUUAGAGGAGCAAAAGGAGUGAGCAAGUUUGUUGAGGUUCCUGGUGCUCUUUUGCCGCAGGAAGAGUAUCCAACUAUGGUUGCAGAGGAGCUUUAUCAGUUUUUGCUUGAGAAUUUUGAAGUUAGUCCUUGAAAUCAUUCAUUAAUGGAGUGUAAAACACAAUUGGGGGCAGAGGUAUGUAUUUUCUCGCCAGCGUAAUCUUACUCAUAUUUCUGGAUUUUAGGUUACCGAGGUUCUGUAUACCGUAUGCAGCACUAUAUCAUCACAGCAAGAAGAUUCUCAUUUUGCUCGUUUGGAUAACAUGCAAGAGUUGAUUAAAUCUUCGAGGGCAAAUAUUAAAAAUUAUUUGCACCAGAAAUUGCAAGAGUUGGUUGUUAAUUGCAACUCGUGAGUUUUAUGGACUUUCGUAUGUUUUUUGCAGAACUUAUAGACCUAUUACAUAUUUUUUUGAUACUACAAGGUUAUAUUAAGGGCAGACCAAACCAUCAUCUUUGAGCCAGGUUCUCUUGGAUACU